This is a messenger RNA of Peromyscus californicus insignis, 3670 nucleotides long. RefSeq names its product phospholipase D2 (gene Pld2). The transcript is spliced from 25 exons. The record is from RefSeq and is a predicted model, not a curated record. Gene Ontology annotation, molecular function: phosphatidylinositol binding; D-type glycerophospholipase activity. Lineage: Eukaryota; Metazoa; Chordata; Mammalia; Rodentia; Cricetidae. Gene Ontology annotation, biological process: intracellular signal transduction; cell motility; phosphatidic acid biosynthetic process. Bases 305 to 3106 code for a protein of 933 amino acids.
GAGCUCUGCUCCCCGGGCUUGCGAACCCGCGCGGGUGCGGGCACCCGCAGCCAGGGUGAGGGGCCGGGGACGUGGCGCGGCUGAGCUCGGGGACCGGGUCCGGCUGGAGCUGCUCCGCCUUCUGACUUCGGGACACCCAGAUUUCGGGAUUUCUCUCCUGGGCGGGGAGCGCGCCCUAACUUCCUCAUUCCCGCCGGGACCCUAGCUUCCAGCCCAUCUGGCCUGACUUUGAGCCCCGCUGUCACCCGGAUUCCUCCCUUGGACUUACAUCGCCCCAGUUCGAGGCCAUCCCAGCUUGGCUAGGAUGACUGCAACCCCGGAGAACCUCUUUCCCUAUGGGGACUACCUGGACUCCAGCCAGUUACACAUGGAGCCAGAUGAGGUUGACACUCUGAGGGAAGGAGAGGAUCCAGCUGAUCGAAUGCACCCCUUUCUGGCCAUCUACGACCUUCAGCCUCUGAAAGUGCACCCGUUGGUGUUUGCUCCUGGAGUUCCGGUUACAGCCCAGGUGGUGGGCACCGAAAGAUACGCCAGUGGAUCCAAGGUGGGAACCUGUACUCUAUAUUCUGUCCGCCUGACUCAUGGUGACUUCAGCUGGACAACCAAGAAGAAAUUCCGACAUUUUCAGGAGCUGCAUCGGGACCUCCAGAGACACAAAGUCUUAAUGAGUCUGCUCCCUCUGGCCCGCUUUGCCGUGGCCUAUUCUCCAGCCAGAGAGGCAGCCAAUGAGGACAUUCCCUCCCUACCCCGAGGAGGUUCUGAGGGCUCCACCAGACACACAGCCAGCAAGCAGAAAUACCUGGAAAAUUACCUAAAUCGCCUCCUGACCAUGUCUUUUUACCGAAAUUACCAUGCCAUGACGGAAUUUCUAGAAGUCAGUCAACUUUCCUUUAUCCCAGACCUCGGCUCCAAAGGACUGGAAGGGGUGAUCCGGAAGCGCUCAGGCGGGCAUCGAGUUCCUGGCUUUACCUGCUGUGGCCGAGACCAAGUUUGUUAUCAGUGGUCCAAGAGGUGGCUGGUGGUGAAGGACUCCUUCCUGCUGUACAUGCGCCUGGAGACCGGCACCAUCUCAUUUGUUCAGCUCUUCGACCCCGGCUUUGAGGUGCAGGUGGGGAAAAGGAGCACAGAGGCGCGGUAUGGGGUGAGGAUCAACACCUCCCACAGGUCCCUGAUUCUCAAAUGCGGCAGCUACCGGCAGGCACGGUGGUGGGGCCAGGAGAUCACGGAGCUGGCACAGGGUCCAGGCAGAGAUUUUCUUCAGCUCCAUCGGCAUGACAGCUAUGCCCCACCCCGGCCCGGCACCAUGGCCCGGUGGUUUGUGAAUGGGGCAGGUUACUUUGCUGCUGUGGCAGAUGCCAUCCUGCGUGCUCGAGAGGAGAUUUUCAUCACAGACUGGUGGUUGAGUCCUGAGAUUUACCUGAAGCGUCCAGCCCAUUCCGAUGACUGGAGACUAGACAUCAUGCUCAAGAGGAAGGCGGAAGAAGGUGUCCGUGUAUCCAUCCUGCUGUUUAAGGAAGUGGAACUGGCCUUAGGCAUCAACAGUGGCUAUAGCAAGAGGAUUCUGAUGCUGCUGCACCCCAACAUAAAGGUGAUGCGCCACCCAGACCUUGUGACACUGUGGGCCCAUCAUGAGAAGCUCCUGGUGGUAGACCAAGUAGUGGCUUUCUUGGGGGGGCUGGACCUUGCCUAUGGCCGCUGGGAUGAUGUGCAGUACCGACUGACUGACCUUGGGGACCCCUCGGAACCCGCAGCCUCACAGAUUCCCACACCAGGGGCAGACCCUGCAGCCACCCCAGACCUGUCCCACAACCGAUUCUUCUGGCUGGGAAAGGACUACAGCAAUCUCAUCACCAAGGACUGGGUGCAGCUGGACCGGCCUUUUGAAGAUUUUAUUGACAGGGAGACCACACCCAGGAUGCCAUGGAGGGAUGUUGGAGUGGUUGUACAUGGCACAGCCGCCCGGGACCUUGCCCGGCACUUCAUCCAGCGCUGGAACUUCACGAAGACCACCAAGGCCAAGUACAAGAUACCCAUGUACCCCUACCUGCUGCCCAAGUCCACCGGCACAGCAAACCAUCUCCCUUUCACAAUCCCAGGCGGGCAGUGCGCUACUGUGCAGGUCUUGAGGUCUGUGGACCGAUGGUCAGCAGGGACUUUGGAGAACUCCAUCCUCAAUGCCUACCUCCACACCAUCAGAGAGAGUCAGCACUUUCUGUACAUUGAGAACCAGUUCUUCAUUAGCUGCUCAGAUGGGCGGACAGUUCUCAACAAGGUGGGCGAUGAGAUUGUGGACAGGAUCCUGAAGGCCCACAAACAGGGGCAGUGCUUCCGGGUCUACGUGCUUUUGCCUUUGCUCCCUGGCUUUGAGGGCGACAUCUCAACAGGAGGUGGGAACUCCAUCCAGGCCAUUCUGCACUUCACUUACAGGACCCUGUGUCGUGGGGAAUAUUCAAUCUUACAUCGUCUCAAAGCAGCCAUGGGGACAGCGUGGCAGGAUUACAUGUCCAUCUGUGGGCUUCGCACACAUGGAGAGCUGGGCGGGCACCUGAUUUCUGAGCUCAUCUAUAUCCACAGCAAGCUGCUCAUUGCAGAUGACAGGACUGUCAUCAUCGGUUCUGCGAACAUCAAUGACAGGAGCUUGCUGGGGAAACGGGACAGUGAGCUAGCCAUACUGAUUGAGGAUACAGAAAUGGAGCCAUCCCUCAUGGACGGGGUGGAGUACCAGGCAGGCAGGUUUGCCCUGAGUUUGCGGAAGCACUGUUUCAGUGUCAUUCUUGGGGCAAAUACCCGGCCAGACCUGGAUCUCCGAGACCCUGUCUGUGAUGACUUCUUCCAGCUGUGGCAAGAAACAGCUGAGAACAAUGCCAACAUCUAUGAGCAGAUCUUCCGCUGCCUGCCGUCCAAUGCCACGCGUUCCCUGCGGACUCUCCGGGAGUACGUGGCCGUGGAGCCCUUGGCCACGGUCAGCCCUUCUUUGGCCCAGUCUGAACUCACUCACAUCCAGGGCCACCUAGUUCACUUCCCCCUCAAGUUUCUGGAGGAUGAGUCCUUGUUGCCCCCACUGGGGAGCAAGGAGGGCAUGAUACCUUUAGAAGUGUGGACAUAGCCAAGGCUUCAGCCUGGCAGCAGCCAUAGCCGCCGGGCCCCACUGUGCCUGAUCCUUGCCUCAAACCCCGAGUUCCGAGGGCAGUGCCCCUUGAUCCCUAGAGAGGACAUCUCUGAGGAGUACUAGAGAAUCACAGAGGACCUUUACUUGAGAAGUAACCCAAGGGAGCACUCCCCAGCCAGGCCUGGGGGAGGCAGGAGAGAGUUCUAGAGAGGUUUGCCCUCCCACCACCUAGUUCACCACUGCAUAAAAGCCUCUCUUACUAGGAGGCCUGAGGUCAAACCUUUCACUCCAGGAAAAGGGGCUCCUGUCCUGGGUCCUUCCUCAUCUCACUCUUCCUCCUGCCCUUGAGCCCCCUAUGUGCCCCCAGGGCCUCUCCUAGCCCAUCACUGCCAAGAUGGAGGGAGUAUGGAGCCACUUUUGACUGCAGUCCCCCGCCAACGGUGGUGGGGACAACACCAUAACGCCCUCCACCCGCCUGCCGACAAACACUAACUUUGUACCAGUUCAUCAAACAUUUCAUAAAUAAAAGUGUAGAAAAGGCCCGUGCCUCUUCUUGGCAGA